This is a messenger RNA of Trichoderma citrinoviride, 1317 nucleotides long. RefSeq names its product glycosyltransferase family 32 protein. The transcript has 4 exons. NCBI's taxonomy places the organism in Eukaryota, Fungi, Ascomycota, Sordariomycetes, Hypocreales, Hypocreaceae. The record is from RefSeq and is a predicted model, not a curated record. Gene Ontology annotation, cellular component: mannan polymerase complex. The coding region runs from base 1 to 1317 and encodes 438 amino acids. Gene Ontology annotation, biological process: protein N-linked glycosylation. Gene Ontology annotation, molecular function: alpha-1,6-mannosyltransferase activity.
AUGGCAUUCCUCUCCAAGACCUUCUCCGUGCGUAUUCAACGUCGAGGGCUGAGGGUCACACCACGGACGCUGUUCUUGUCUGCUGUCAUACUUCUCGUAUCUGUAUGGACUCUGUUGGCUUAUAAGCCUGGUCAAAGACGGAUCGUGGACGAGGCUCAGUUGUACCAGCGGUUUCCCCUGACUUACAACUACAUUCACACUUUCGAUAGGGGCAAAGGAGGAGCAUGGUAUAUUCCCCCAGAAUGGCUUGACACAAACCAAGCACCACCCAAGACCAUCAUCGAAGCAGCCCAACUAGCCUCAAGAGCAGCUGCAUCAAACCCCAGGCGAAAUAUUCCCUUCUCCAACAUCCCACUGCUGGUCCAUCAGAAAUGGGACACCACGCGACUCAACGGCACGAAGGAGUUGAUUCUGUCCUAUGUGGAGCAGUGGUUGACAUACGCCAUCACGCCUCCGCCCGGAUCCAGUCCCAUGGCCUAUUUCCUCUGGGACAAUGACGGAGUCCUGGAUCUGAUGGAGGAGUUUGAAAAUGACUUGACGACGGACUUUAUCGAAGUCUUCUCGCCAGUGGAAAAGGUUGACAUUUUCCGCAUCGUUGCGUGUAAAUGGUUCGGGGGCAUUUAUGGUGAUGUAGACACGAGGCCACUCCAACAUCCCUCCCAAUGGAUUCGUUCGACCGAUCUCUCAGAAUGGACUGAUGAACUCACUGGGAAAACCUACGGAGUAGCACACGCGCCGCAAGACCCCACGCAGCCUCAGCCGGUCAACGCCAUCUGGGGCAUCGAGUGCGAUACAGACCCAGACACAAACGCUCACUGGCGUACGUCCUACACGUAUCCCGUCCAGCUCACCAACUGGGCUCUGGCGUCCGCUCCCAGCCAUCCUAUACUCCAGUAUUUCCUCGAUCGCGUACCCGAGAAGGCGGCAGAGGCCCGACACAGGGCUGCGCAUACCCCGGGUGUUAGCUUAUCCGAGUUGCGCUAUGAUCCGGUUACGCGAACGGGGCCAGUGGCCGUUACGCAAGCGACAAGUUGGUUUCUCGAAGAGCACGAUGGGCUGAGAUGGAAUGCUCUCUCGGGUCUCAAUGACGGAGGGAAGAACAAGGUCGUUGGCGAUGUAUUGAUUCUUCCCAUCACCGGCUUCAGCCCAACAACAAAGAAAUUCAACAGGAAUGGAAAAGGAGGCUGGGACCAUCCCGACGCCAGACUUGCCCACACAGCCAUGGGCUCAUGGCAUCACACGAAUUUCAUAGCCGAAUACGGUAAAUUCUGCCGCUCCGUCUUUGGACUGUGCAAAGACUGGCAAAAGAUGUGGUGA